GAUUUUGGGUAUUACUCUCAGCCCGCAAGUCCUGCAUCUGUUAAAGGUAUUUCGUCUCCUUCUGAAAGGUUUAAAUCCGUGCAUUGCUUUACUGGAAGGAAAAAAGUAAAGGAUGAUCCUGAGGCUAAAGAAUGUUCUCCCAGCCAUAAACGAGGUACCAUCUUUACACCAAAUCCUUGGGUUUCUCACCGUGUGACUCUUGUUGUUGAUGGAACUCGAUUUGUUGCAGAUCCAGCCAUUUUCAUUGCAUAUCCAGACACCUUACUUGGAAGAAUGUUUGGCCUAGGAAGGGAAUACAACUUCACACAACCAAAUAACAGAGGAGAGUUUGAAAUUGCAGAGGGAAUUAGUUCUACUGUCUUUCGUGCUAUACUGGAAUAUUACAAAACUCAGGUAAUUCAUUGCCCAGAUGGAGUUUCUGUUCCAGAACUGAGAGAAGCCUGUGACUACUUCUGCAUUGACUUUGAUUACAGCACUAUCCGAUGUCGAGAUCUGAGUGCAUUUUUGCAUGAAUUGUCGAACGUCGGAGCCCACAAACUAUUUGAAGAGAUCCUUGAGGAACUAAUCCUUCCUGUAAUGGUUGCCAAUGCUCAGAAUGGUGAAAGAGAAUGCCAUAUUGUGGUCCUAACAGGUGAUGAUGUGGUGGAUUGGGAUGAGGAGUACCCUCCUUCAGUAGGAGAAGAAUAUUCACAAAGUAAGUACAAAUCGGAUUUCAUUGGUGGUUUGGUUUGUGGAGUUGCAAGCAUUUGA
Protopterus annectens (West African lungfish) is the source of this 750-nucleotide messenger RNA. Its product is annotated as BTB/POZ domain-containing protein 10-like. The record is from RefSeq and is a predicted model, not a curated record. The coding region runs from base 274 to 750 and encodes 158 amino acids. NCBI's taxonomy places the organism in Eukaryota, Metazoa, Chordata, Ceratodontiformes, Protopteridae. Gene Ontology annotation, cellular component: cytoplasm. The transcript is spliced from 4 exons. Gene Ontology annotation, biological process: positive regulation of phosphorylation.